Molecule: messenger RNA, 1337 nt
Organism: Papaver somniferum (opium poppy)
Lineage: Eukaryota; Viridiplantae; Streptophyta; Magnoliopsida; Ranunculales; Papaveraceae
Exons: 8
Coding region: 584-1147 (187 amino acids)
Source: RefSeq, a predicted model, not a curated record
UCUCGAUUCACUCAUCUAUCUUUUCUUUCUCUCUCCAGCAGCCCAGCUCUCGCUGAAACACCACAGCAGAAGAAAAAAAUUAAUGAACUAUUUUCUCUGAAAUCCGCCACAUCAAAACCCUUUUCACUAAAAACCCACCACCAUCCAACCAUUUUAUCUGAAGUUCUUAAAAAAAAAAUUCUUAUAAACCCACCUCCAUUAAACCUUGAAGAGAAAUCUGAUUUUCUGUUGUUCAACCAAUUUCGUGUUUGAUAGAAACCCAGUUUCUUUUGAUGUGCGACCAUUUCAGUUUCGAUCUUGAUUUUGUCUACAGGUUAAGUGGUGCUAAAAAUGGGUCUUUGUUUCGAAACUCCAGCUCUAUUUCUUUUUCAUAGAACGAAGUAUAUUUUCGAUUCUCAAGGAAGGAAGAAGACCAUUUGUGGGAAAGUUUCUGUUGCAAAUCCUACCCCAAGUUUGAUUUUGAUUUUUGAAGUUAUUUAAUUUUGGGUUUUCUGUUAUUUGACUAUUUCUAGUAUGAUUCCACACAAGACCAAGCGAGGCUGUUGUAGUUUUUAACCGAGGCUUAUGAGGGUAUCCCAACACCAUGGUUAUCCCUGAUGCUCUCAAUAGAUGCAUGAAUAGAGCUUGGCCUGGUCUUGGAGAAGCUCUAAAAGGUAGCAUUGAGAAUAAGAUUCAUGGGAUGGCAACGGAACAAGGAUCGUUGAUGGAAAUUGUAUCCAGAAAAUAUGGUGAUAACUUCAAAGUUAUGGAGUUGAGCAAGAGUACACCCUCCGCAGAAGUAUGUUUACACAAGGCGAGUGAGGUUGCCACUGUUGUUAGUGGUGGUGCUUGGGGUGUUGAUGUUAUGACUUGGCAGUUGUAUUUGUAUUGUUGGACUGCAUUUGACUUGGCAAUAGAGUGUGAGAGACUAUACCUGCACGAAGACCUGAUAUAUUUCCAGUCCAACUUAACGGAAGCAACGUUUUCACCACCAUUGUCAGCAGAUCCUCCAGAAGAAAAAGAAAAGGAGGAAGAUGAUCUUGAAGCUGCAAUGAUGUCUUGGUUGAUGGUAAGAUCACUGUUGCUGCUGGAUAAGGAAAUGUUGGAAAGGGUUGUCCUUUUGCAGUUGUGCUCUCAAGCAAGCCGGUGCCAAGGUCAUAAUGACUGAAAUUGUUGUUGAAAUUUUUAGUAUCACUUCUCUAUAAGAACCUUGAACUUAUUAAUUGGCAGCUGAAUCCUUUUUUUUUAAUGAGUUUGGACUAAAUUUUAUGAAUGCAAUUCAAUGUAAUGGAGCUGUCAUUUUGUAUCAAAUGAAUCAGGUUUUAUAUGGAAUUUGAAUUUGGAAUUGUUCAUUUGAA